Molecule: messenger RNA, 852 nt
Organism: Bursaphelenchus okinawaensis
Lineage: Eukaryota; Metazoa; Nematoda; Chromadorea; Rhabditida; Aphelenchoididae
Source: the annotation of a GenBank genome assembly
AUGUCAAAGUUUGAUGAGCUUUUGGACAUUGACUUGUUCACCUUUGACUUGGACAAAGAUGUAAUUAAGAUCCCAUUCAGGGCGGAGGUACCACAACCUCGACCCCACUUGAAUGUGGAGCCAUUCCCGCCCCGGCCUAAAAUUGAAAGAAAGGUCCGCGGGCCUCGCGACAAUGUUGACCUCAGGGUCCAGCUAUUAAAAAUGAGAUAUGCCAAGGCUGAAGAUGAGUUAAUUAAUAUAACUUUUGUAAGUUUAUAUUUGAAAUUUCAAACUACUUAUCUUGAUAGAUUGAACCAGAAGUAGUUGGACACUUACUUUUAAAAAUAUAUGAAAAGUGUCCCGCUACUUUUGGUUCAACCUAAUCACUCCACUAUCCUACCUUAAACUACAUUACCCUCCUCUAACUUUCCUUACCCUACUUUUCCUAAGAUAAUAUAUAAUAAUACAGUAGGUGGUAAGGCUAAAGUCUAUACCUAUAAAAAAACUUUUAAUAUCCAAGUUUAACACUAAACAGUUCAUUCAACAAUUGUAAAACUCUUGUAUAACAAAACUACUAUAUAACAAAGCUUCUUAAUAAACGAAAAAAUUCAAAAACCAUUUCGUUAUACAAGUGUUCCACCGUAUUUGCCAUCAUUGACAUAUAGAACCUUCUUUUUAUUACAGGACAUAAAGCCCCAGCCGGCCAAAGAGCCAGAACAAACAAAAAAUGCUCCAAAAGGCAAAAAACGGCCGGCUUCAGACGACCUGAACGAAGCGUCGGCCAAGAAAAUGAUGUGCCAAGACGACUUGGACCUUGGUGACAAAACGUUAACGACCGAGGAAUUGGAGUACCUAAUGUUUGGGGAUGACUAG